Messenger RNA from Galeopterus variegatus (Sunda flying lemur), 1465 nucleotides. RefSeq names its product syntaxin binding protein 4 (gene STXBP4). NCBI's taxonomy places the organism in Eukaryota, Metazoa, Chordata, Mammalia, Dermoptera, Cynocephalidae. The transcript has 15 exons. Gene Ontology annotation, cellular component: cytoplasmic vesicle. The record is from RefSeq and is a predicted model, not a curated record. The annotation marks the transcript as partial. Gene Ontology annotation, molecular function: syntaxin binding. Gene Ontology annotation, biological process: insulin receptor signaling pathway; regulation of insulin secretion involved in cellular response to glucose stimulus.
GCCAGAUUACGGGCAAGUGUUUAAGAAGCUUAUGGAGCAAUAUGAGGCAAAGUAAUAUAGGAUCUGCAGGAAGUCCCUCAAGAAAAUUGGAAAAGAAGAUUUUAUAGACUCUUCAUCAAGAUCUUCAUUUAUACAUCUGUUACAUCCAAGGCUGCUGUGGUGAAAUCAUGAGUAAAAAUACAUCUGCUGUAGUAUCAUCCAGUCUACUUGAAAAGGAUCCUGCCUUUCAAAUGAUUACAGUUACCAGGGAAACAGGCCUUGGCUUGAAGAUCCUAGGAGGAAUUAACCGAAAUGAAGGUCCUUUGGUAUAUAUUCAGGAAAUUAUUCCCGGAGGAGACUGUUAUAAGGAUGGUCGUUUGAAGCCAGGAGAUCAACUUGUCUCAGUAAACAAGGAAUCUAUGAUUGGUGUAUCAUUUGAAGAAGCAAAAAGCAUAAUUACCAGAGUCAAGUUGAGGUCAGAAUCUGCUUGGGAGAUAGCAUUCAUAAGACAAAAAUCUGAUGGCAGUCAUCUGGAAAAUUCAUUGUGUACAUCCAUUUUAGCAACUUCAGGAGAAUAUGGACCUCAAGCUUCAACAUUUAGUCUUCUUUCUUCUCCCCCUGAGAUAAAAACUGGAUACAAGAAAACAGAACAGACUCCAAUUACUGCUUCAGACAACAGCCCUGCAGAUAUAUCUAAUGCAGAUAUUGCUCCUACCUGGACUGAUAAUUAUGGACCACAAGGAAAGAAGAUUUCCUUAAAUCCCUCUGUUCGUCUUAAGGCAGAGAAACUGGAAAUGGCUCUAAAUUAUCUUGGUAUUCAUCCCACAAAAGAACAACACCAAGCUCUGAGACAGCAAGUAAAUCCAGACUCACAAGGGACAGUGUCAUUUGGAGAUUUUGUCCAGGUUGCCAGAAACUUGUUUUGCUUGCAGUUGGAUGAAGUAAAUGUUGGUACACAUGAAAUUUCUAAUAUAUUAGAUUCACAGCUUCUUCCCUGUGAUUCUUUAGAAGCAAAUGAAAUGGAAAGGCUUAAGCAUGAAAGAAAUGAUGCCUUGGAGGAAGUGAAUAUGCUUAAGGAGAAAUUACUUGAAUCAGAGAGGCAAAGGAAACAAUUGACAGAAGAACUCCAGAAUGUGAAACAAGAAGCCAAAGCUGUAGCUGAAGAAACAAGAGCCCUGCGAAGUCGGAUACAUCUUGCAGAAGCCGCACAGAGGCAGGCGCACAAGAUGGAAAUGGACUACGAAGAAGUGAUCCGUCUGCUAGAGGCCAAGAUUGCAGAGCUAAAGGCUCAGCUUGCUGAUUAUUCUGACCAAAAUAAAGAAAGUAUUCAGGAUUUAAGAAAGAGAAUCACAGUACUUGACUGCCAAUUGCGAAAAUCAGAAAUGGCUCGAAAAACUUUUGAGGCAUCCACUGAAAAGCUUCUUCAUUUUGUAGAGGCUAUUCAAGAAGUAUUUUCUGAUAAUUCUGCUUCUUUGUCAAAUUUAAG